This is a messenger RNA of Theobroma cacao (cacao), 2537 nucleotides long. Its product is annotated as vacuolar-sorting receptor 7-like. Gene Ontology annotation, molecular function: calcium ion binding. Lineage: Eukaryota; Viridiplantae; Streptophyta; Magnoliopsida; Malvales; Malvaceae. The record is from RefSeq and is a predicted model, not a curated record.
UUGAGUUAAUAUAAAACUACCGUGUAUGUUUCACAGCGACUUUCUCUCCUCUCACGACUCACCAGUCACUACCCGUGCCGUAGACUCUUGCCAAGAGUCGUCUUCUGAACACGCCUAUACUCAAAAUAUCUUUCCCUUCCCCUUUCGUCUCUCCUGUUUCUUUGUCUCUGAAGAAACAAAUAGAAUAAUUUAAAGUACAAGCACAAGUCCAGGGUGUGGAGUCGUUCCUGAAGAUGAUGACAUGCAUAUGCAUGGUUCGAUAUUUCAAGAAACUUAGUGCUCUGUUCUUAGCAUUCAUCCUUGUGCUGAGCAGAGUGUCUGCAAGGUUUGUUGUGGAGAAGAAUAACAUCAGAGUGCUAUCUCCGUUGAGUCUGCGAGCAAAGCAUGACGGUGCGAUAGGUAACUUUGGAAUACCAGACUACGGAGGGUUCAUUAUUGGCUCAGUGGUUUAUCCAGACAAAGGGGCUAAUGGCUGUGAACCCUUUGAUGGCGUGACCUUCAAGUCCAAGCUUCCUCGCCCCACCGUUCUCCUCCUCGAUCGUGGAGAGUGUUUCUUUGCCUUGAAGGUAUGGCAUGGCCAACAAGCUGGUGCUGCAGCAGUAUUGGUGGCUGAUAGCAUAGAUGAACCUCUAAUAACAAUGGAUUCUCCCGAGGAAAGCAGUGAUGCAAAUGAGUAUGUGGAGAAGAUUGGAAUUCCAUCAGCUUUGAUAGAAAAGUCUUUUGGUGACAGCCUGAAGGAGGCCCUGAAGAAGGGUGAAGAUGUUGUGGUAAAAAUGGACUGGAGGGAGUCAGUGCCCCAUCCUGACCAGAGAGUUGAAUAUGAGCUUUGGACGAAUAGCAAUGAUGAGUGUGGGACUCGUUGUGAUGAGCAGAUGAAUUUUGUAAAGAAUUUCAAGGGCCACGCGCAGAUACUUGAAAGAGGGGGUUACACUUUGUUCACACCACAUUACAUAACUUGGUUUUGUCCACCGGCUUUUGUUUUUAGCAGUCAAUGCAAGUCUCAGUGCAUAAACCAUGGAAGAUAUUGUGCUCCUGACCCAGAACAAGAUUUUGGAGAGGGAUAUCAAGGAAAGGAUGUGGUGUUUGAGAACUUGAGACAGCUCUGUGUGCACAGAGUUGCCAAUGAGAGCAAGAGGUCUUGGAUUUGGUGGGAUUACGUGACAGAUUUCCAUAUCAGGUGCUCCAUGAAAGAGAAGAGAUAUAGCAAAGAAUGUGCUGAGGCUGUCAUGCGCUCACUUGAUUUACCAAUUGAGACAAUUAAAAAGUGCAUGGGUGAUCCUGAAGCCGAUGUCGAGAAUGAAGUCCUGAAAACUGAGCAAGAACGUCAGGUUGGCCGAGGUUCUCGUGGUGAUGUUACCAUUUUGCCAACAUUGGUUAUCAACAAUGCUCAAUAUCGAGGAAAAUUGGACAGAACUGCUGUGCUUAAGGCCAUCUGUGCUGGAUUCAAGGAGACCACAGAACCUCCAGUUUGUUUAAGUUCAGAUCUUGAAACCAAUGAGUGCCUCGAAAGAAAUGGUGGUUGUUGGCAUGAUAAACGAGCUAACAUAACUGCAUGCAAGGACACAUUCAGGGGAAGAGUGUGCGAGUGCCCCACUGUGAAGGGCGUGCAGUACAGAGGAGAUGGAUACGUAUCUUGCGAAGCUUUUGGACCUGCGAGAUGUACAAUUAACAACGGAGGUUGCUGGUCUGAAACAAAAAAUGGAUUAACUUUCUCAGCUUGCUCAGAAAACCAGUUAAAAGGUUGUCAGUGUCCACAAGGCUUCCGAGGGGAUGGUCAUAAUUGUGAAGAUAUCAAUGAAUGCAAGGAACGAAGUGCUUGCAAGUGUGAUGGUUGCUCCUGUAAAAACACUUGGGGUUCAUAUGAGUGCAAGUGUAAAGGUGACCUUCUGUACAUAAGGGAGCAAGAUGCUUGCAUUGAGAGAAAUGGAUCACGCUUUGGGUGGUUCCUCACCUUCUUGGUCCUGGCAGCUGUGGCGGGCAUUGGUUUAGUUGGCUAUAUAUUCUACAAAUAUAGGCUCCGGUCUUACAUGGACUCAGAGAUCAUGGCAAUCAUGUCGCAAUACAUGCCGCUUGACAGUCAACAUAACAAUGAAGUUCCUAGCGAGGCGCAACCAUUGCGACAAGGCUCAACAGCAUAAAUGGUUGCUAAACCUCGGUUGCUAUUUGAGCUAGCACGCCCCUGUUACUCACCAUGUUCUGUCGCAGAUGGAGGUUAAAAGCAAUCAGUACUACGCAUUAUGCUGGUGAUCAUAUCUAUACGCACAGCGCACGCUUGUUUUCCAGCUAUGGAGCUACCAUGAGAAGUUUUAUCUUUAUACAGAAAUUUUCCUUGACAGAUAACAGAACCCUCUUUUUUAUUUUUACUUCUUAUUUUUUUUCCCCACUUUGUAGUUUGUAGAUAAAAUAGUUGACAUAUAAACACGGGUUGAAUAUCAUGUGAUGGCUCAUGCUCUAUAUAUUCUAUACAAGUAAGAAAAGUAAUAGAAUAAGAGAAAAGGGUUGCUGUAAAAUUUUACCAGUUCCACGAUUUCCAAUCA